AAGGAGGUAAGCACAAGUCCAAAGUUACUUCACAUGCAGGCUGAUGACCAAGACAGCUUCACAAGCAAGCUGAUGACCAAGACAGCUUCCCGUACAAGCUAUUAACCAAGACACAUGCUAUAUAUAUAUCACCUUUGUUCUCCUUGUUUAGCAAACUCACUGAAAACACAUGAAGAUUGUCUCAAUUCUAGCUUGAUCAGGAUCGUAACUUUAAAAGAGAUAAACAGAAAGGUUCUAGGUGGAAGAUUUUGCUAUAAUCUUUAGCAGCAGGUGAAUCUUUAACAAUAGAAUGGAGGCAGAAGGAAGUGCGAAGGAAACAGUGGUAACCCAAGUUAGUGUUGGUGGGUUUGGCAUUCAUGUCACUGCAAAAGAUCUUUCGGAAUACUUGGACAGAGCUAUUGGACUUGUUUGGCGGUGUAGAUUGAAGACUUCGUGGACUCCUCCUGAGUCCUAUCCCAACUUCGAGAUCACUGACAUCACAAAGAUCGAAAGGACAGAAGAUUAUAGGAGAGUGGUGCCCCAUGCAUUUGUGCAUUUUGCCUUACCUCAAUCAGCGACUUGGGCUAUGAAUGCUUCAGAGCGCUGCGAGCUCUUCUUGAAUGACAAAGCAUUGAAGGUUAGCUUGGGGCCUAAAAAUCCUUUCACCUUGAAUCAGCAGAGGAGGACAACAACUCCCUUUAAGCUAUCUGAUGUGGGCUUUGAGAUAGGGAGCUUGGUUAGUCAUGACGAGUUCUUUGUUGGUUGGAGAGGACCUCCCUCUGGUGUUGAUUUUCUAGUAGAUCCUUUUGAUGGAACAUGCAGGUUUUGUUUCUCUAGAAAUACUGCUUUCUCCCUCAAAAGUACAUCUGAACAUGCUGUUAUAAAAUGUGCUUUUAAAGUGGAGUUCCUAGUGAGAGACAUUAAUGAGAUCAUACAGUACACUGAAACAUCAUGUCUAGUUCUUUUGUUGCAGCUGGCUUCUGCACCUUGGGUCUGGUAUAGAACUGCUGAUGAUGAUAUUGAAGCAUGGGUUCCUUUUGAUUUGUUGGAUGAUGAUGAUCCUUGGAUCCGGACCACAGAUUUUACAGGGAGUGGGGCUAUUGGUCGGUGCCAUUCUUAUAGAGUGUCAAUCCCUCCUCGUCAUGGUUCAAAGUUGAGAAAGGCUGUGAAAUAUCUCAAGGAACGGAGGGUUGAGGUCCUUCAAGAGGAAAACCACAGACGACGGAUCAGGAUUUUGGACGAACCGGACUUUGGAAUGCCCAUGUCAGAUCCAUUCUUUUGUAUUCAUCACAAGGAGGGAAUAGCUUUUGAUGUAUUGUUUUUAGUGAAUGCUGUCAUGCAUAAAGGCAUAUUCAAUCAGCAUCAAUUAUCAAAUGACUUCUUUGACUUGUUGAGAAAUCAACAUACUGAAGUCAAUGUGUCUGCACUGAAACACAUCUGUACUUACAGACGCCCUGUGUUCAACGCUUAUAAGAGGCUUAAAGCUGUCCAAGAAUGGUUGCUGAAGAACCCAAACCUUUUUAAAAAUCCAAAACAGUUGGGCGACAUUGUAGAGAUUAGAAGGCUGGUCAUCACUCCAACUAAAGCCUACUGCCUUCCACCUGAAGUCGAACUCUCCAAUAGGGUUUUGAGGAAAUACAAGGAUGUUGCUGAUCGAUUUCUCAGAGUUACCUUCAUGGAUGAGGGCUUGCAGAGAAUGAAUUCAAAUGUUCUAAACUAUUAUGUUGCUCCUAUUGUCAGAGACAUCACAUCUAACUCCUUCCAUCAGAAAACAAGAAUCUUCAAACGAGUGAGGAGCAUUCUGACUGAAGGGUUUUAUUUAUGUGGUCGGAGAUACUCCUUUUUGGCCUUCUCAGCCAAUCAACUGAGGGACCAAUCUGCUUGGUUUUUUGCUGAAGAAAGAAAUGUAAGUGUGCUGGAUAUUAAAAGCUGGAUGGGGAAGUUCACCAAUAGGAACAUUGCAAAGUGUGCGGCAAGAAUGGGUCAGUGUUUCUCCUCCACUUAUGCGACUAUAGAAGUUCCACCAGAGGAGGUUAAUUUUGAUCUUCCUGAUAUUGAAAGGAAUGGCUAUGUUUUCUCUGAUGGCAUUGGCAUUAUCACUCCAGAUCUUGCCAGGGAAGUUGCAGAGAAACUCAAGUUAGAUAUUGAUCCCCCCUGCGCUUACCAAAUCAGAUAUGCUGGUUGCAAAGGAGUGGUGGCUUGUUGGCCGGGGAAAGGUGACGGUGUCCACUUGUCUUUGAGGCCGAGCAUGAACAAGUUCCAAUCAAACCAUACGACUUUGGAAAUCUGUUCUUGGACUAGGUUUCAACCUGGUUUCCUAAACAGGCAGAUAAUUACACUGCUCUCAACUCUCAAUGUUCCUGAUGCAGUAUUCUGGAAGAUGCAGGAAACCAUGGUCUCCAAACUAAACCAAAUGUUUGUUAACUCGGAUGUUGCAUUUGAUGUCCUCACUGCAUCAUGUGCUGACCAAGGGAAUGUUGCUGCUAUAAUGUUGAGUGCAGGUUUCAAGCCUCAGAAGGAACCUCAUUUACGAGGAAUGCUAACUUGUGUAAGGGCAGCACAGCUUUGGGGCCUUAGAGAAAAGGCUCGAAUUUUUGUUCCCUCAGGAAGAUGGUUGAUGGGCUGCUUGGACGAGCUAGGGAUGCUUGAACAAGGCCAGUGCUUUAUUCAAGUGUCAAAUUCAUCUCUGGAAAAAUGUUUUAUCAAGCAUGGCGCAAAGUUUAGUGAGGCCAAGAAAAAUCUUCAAGUUGUCAAAGGGACUGUGGUAAUAGCUAAGAAUCCCUGUCUUCAUCCUGGAGAUGUAAGGGUUUUGGAAGCGGUUGAUGUCCCAGGACUUCACCACUUGUAUGAUUGCCUUGUCUUCCCACAGAAAGGUGAGAGGCCCCACACAAAUGAAGCUUCUGGAAGUGAUCUUGAUGGGGAUCUCUACUUUGUCACUUGGGAUGAAAACCUAAUUCCUCCCAGUAAGAGGAGCUGGAUACCCAUGCAGUAUGACGCUGCAGAAGCUAAACUUCUUGCUCGUCCUGUCAAUCAUCAGGAUAUUAUAGAAUUCUUUGCAAAAAACAUGGUGAACGAGAAUUUAGGGGCAAUAUGCAAUGCACACGUGGUUCAUGCUGAUUUGAGUGAGCAUGGUGCUAUGGAUGAGAAGUGCCUAACGCUGGCAGAGUUAGCCGCUACAGCUGUCGAUUUUCCCAAGACUGGGAAAGUUGUUACGAUGCCUUCGUAUUUGAAACCGAAGGUGUACCCAGAUUUUAUGGGGAAAGAGGAAUACCAGUCCUACAAAUCAGAGAAAAUUUUGGGAAGGCUAUAUCGCCAGAUAAAAGAUGCUUAUGAUGAAGAUGUAGCUGCAUCUUCUGAGCUUAAUCCCGUGCCUGGUGAUAUCCCUUAUGAUUCUGAUCUUGAAGUGGUGGGAGCUAGUGAUUAUAUCAAUGAUGCCUGGGAUCAGAAGUGCUCAUAUGAUGGGCAGUUGAAUGGCCUUCUUUCUCAGUAUAAAGUGAAGAGGGAAGAAGAGCUUGUAACAGGGCACAUAUGGUCUAUGCCAAAGUACAGCAGCCGGAAGCAAGGAGAGCUGAAAGAUAGGCUUAAACAUUCUUACAAUUCUUUAAAGAAAGAAUUCAGGCAAAUCUUUGAGAAAAUGGAUUUAGAGUUUGAGCAACUUGAGGAUGGUGAAAAGAACAAGCUUUAUGAGCAGAAGGCGUCAGCUUGGUACCAGGUUGCCUACCAUCCUCAUUGGGUGAAGAAGUCUCUGGAGUUACAAGAUCCAGAUGGUGCUGGUACUUCAGUGAUGCUGAGCUUUGGUUGGAUUGCAGCUGAUUACCUUGCUCGGAUCAAGAUUCGGCAUAGGGAAACGGGAAAUGUUGACUCUGCUAAGCCUGUCAACUCACUGGCCAAGUAUCUUGCUGACAGAAUUUGACCAGCAUCUGAAAGUGUUACCUAGUUAUGUAUUGUGGCCGUGAUACUUUUUGGCUGCAAUGCCACUCUGCUAUAAUAUUGUAAAUACUAGUAACUGUCGUGUUUUUAUUAUAUAAGAUGCUGGAUUUUGAACUGGUAUCAUCACUGUUGCUAAUAGUGUUCUCAUGUUGCAAUGACAGUCCUUUGGAAUGAUCUAGUGGUUUUAUUUCCUA
Populus euphratica (Euphrates poplar) is the source of this 4103-nucleotide messenger RNA. RefSeq names its product RNA-dependent RNA polymerase 6-like. NCBI's taxonomy places the organism in Eukaryota, Viridiplantae, Streptophyta, Magnoliopsida, Malpighiales, Salicaceae. The coding region runs from base 290 to 3892 and encodes 1200 amino acids. Gene Ontology annotation, cellular component: nuclear RNA-directed RNA polymerase complex. Gene Ontology annotation, molecular function: RNA-directed RNA polymerase activity. The record is from RefSeq and is a predicted model, not a curated record. The transcript has 3 exons. Gene Ontology annotation, biological process: siRNA processing.